Messenger RNA from Malus domestica (apple), 745 nucleotides. RefSeq names its product auxin-responsive protein IAA32. Gene Ontology annotation, cellular component: nucleus. Gene Ontology annotation, molecular function: protein binding. Gene Ontology annotation, biological process: regulation of DNA-templated transcription. The record is from RefSeq and is a predicted model, not a curated record. NCBI's taxonomy places the organism in Eukaryota, Viridiplantae, Streptophyta, Magnoliopsida, Rosales, Rosaceae.
AUGUUGUAAUGACUAAGUAGUGAGUCAGAUUUAAUGGAUCCAAAUGCAUUAAGCUUUCUGGUCAGUCCUUCAACCUUCCAGUCAGCUUACUACGAAGCCAAAGAGAAUGAUGGCAUCAUUGAUCUUGGUCUUAGCCUCAGAGCUCUGCAGCCUGAAACUUACCAUCCAUCUGCACAUUUGGUGAGCUUGGAGGGAUAUGAUGAUCUGAUAGAUUGGCCCCAGGCUAACCUGAACUUGAAGAACACUAGCAUUCUAAACGUGAGAAGUGUCGCGGAAGAUUGCGACGAAGAAGCAGAGGGAGUGCAAAGCAAGGAGAGGAGGGCUUAUGUGAAGGUUAACAUGGAUGGGCUUGUUAUUGGCAGGAAAGUCUGUAUUCCUGAUCACAGUGGUUACUCGAGUCUUGCAUUUCAGCUGGAAGACAUGUUUGGUAGACAAUCUGGAUCUGGGUUAAGGUUAUUUCAGGAUGGGUCCGAGUUUUUGCUUUUUUACAAGGACAGAGAUGACAAUUGGCGAACUGUCGGUGAUGUUCCAUGGAAGGAAUUCGUAGAAUGUGUGACGCGAAUGAGGAUUGCAAAAAAGAAUCAAGCUUUUCUUUCACCUCCUUUGAAAUUUAACUAAUUUUUCGUUUUCCACGUUGUUUCAUAUGUUCUUAGAGACAGUUUAACGUUGGAAGUUGGAACACCAUUUCAACUACAAAAUAGUGUACUCAUCUGUUUAAUCUGAGGGAUUACUUUAAUGUCCUAAA